This is a messenger RNA of Mycena indigotica, 1107 nucleotides long. Its product is annotated as Mannitol-1-phosphate dehydrogenase. The record is from RefSeq and is a predicted model, not a curated record. Bases 1 to 1107 code for a protein of 368 amino acids. NCBI's taxonomy places the organism in Eukaryota, Fungi, Basidiomycota, Agaricomycetes, Agaricales, Mycenaceae. The transcript has 10 exons. Gene Ontology annotation, molecular function: oxidoreductase activity.
AUGUCGACCGCUAUCCCGCUCACCGCGCGCGCUGCAGUCAUCACCUCCUUCGACCAGCCUCUCUUGCUGAAAGAGGACCAGCCUGUCGUGCAACCGUCGGAACUCCAGCCAGGACAGUGUCUUGUGAAGAUCGAGUAUGCGGGGGUGUGCCAUUCAGAUUUGCACAUCAAGGAAGGCGGCUGGGGCCCUAUAAAGUUCCCGCUCGUCGGUGGCCAUGAAGGAAUCGGGCGUGUCGUGGCUAUUGGCGAGCAUACGGCGCGCAGCGCGGUCAAGAUUGGGGACAGGGUGGGGAUAAAGUGGAUUGCGAAUGCGUGUCUGAACUGUGAAAUGUGUCGCACGGGGAACGAGCCUAACUGUGCUGUUGGGCAUGAAACCACCCAUGGUUUCCGAGUAGAUGGCUCUUUCACUGACUACGCUGUCUCUUAUGUCGACUAUGUUACACCCAUUCCCGAAAAUCUGGAUGGUGCUGCGGCAACUCCGCUACUCUGCGCCGGAGUAACGGUCUUCAAAGCACUGAAGGAAAGCAAUCCUAAGCUCGGCCAAUGGGUUGUCUUGCCUGGCGCUGGGGGUGGGCUAGGACAUCUGGCUAUUCAAUACGCCCACGCCUUGGGUCUCCGCGUCAUCGCAAUCGACACUGGUGACGCCAAACGAGACCUCUGUCUCCGAUUGGGAGCGGAGAAGUGGAUUGACUUCAAGACUACGGAGAACAUCGUUCAGGAGAUCAAGGACACGACAGAUGGCCUUGGGGCACAUUCCGCGGUCAUCAUCUCCGCACAUCCUGGCUCAAUUGAGCAAGCGGUUGGGUAUGUCCGUCUCACUGGCACAAUUGUCAUUGUAGGCGUACCCUCUGGACUGGCGACAUUCACAAUUCCCAUCGCUGCUAUGACCAGCAAGUGUCUCACCAUUCGCGGGUCCGCUGUAGGGAGUCGUCAGGAUGUUAUCGAUGCCCUCGACCUCGCGGCGCGUGGCAAGGUCGCUGCUCACUACGAAGUUCGACCAUUCGGAGAGAUCAACAAAGCGUUUGACGAUUUGGCGGCAGGAAAAGUCGGCGGCAGAAUCAUUGUUAAAAUGCUCAUUUGCUUUGUUCUCAAAACGGCCGGUGGCUAA